AGCCCUCAAGACUGGCUCUGGGGGCAGGCAGGGCGCGGGGUGGGGGACAGGGGCUGGGGAACUGCUUGAAUGCCGCCCUGUGACCGCCGAGAUGAGGGAACAGCCCUUAUUUGCCUGGCUCUGAUUCUCCAUGCUGUCGUGGUUGUGGAAUGCAAAAGCCAGGACAUGAUGGAAACAGGACUUGGAGAUCCUUUCAGAAUGCCGGAGGAAAGUUCUCCCAGGCAGACCCCACAGAGCGUUCCAUACCAGGACCUGCCUCACCUGGUCAAUGCCGAUGGACAGUACCUCUUCUGCAGGUACUGGAAACCUACGGGCACACCCAAGGCCCUCAUCUUUAUGUCCCAUGGAGCCGGGGAGCACUGUGGCCGCUAUGACGAGCUGGCUCAGAUGCUGGUGGGGCUCGAGCUGCUGGUGUUCGCCCACGACCAUGGUGAGUACCCCUGGGGGGACAGGGCCCGUGCUGCCGGCCGGUGCCUGACAGUUUGGGAACCCCCUCUCCUAUCACCUCUCCUCCUCUGUUAUUCUCUUGUGAAUCCUGCAGUGACACUGGGAAGAGAUGUUCUCCAUGAGUGUUUCUGGGUUAAAAAAAAAAANNNNAGCAGGGAGGCCAUGGAAAAUCAGGAAGGGAUAGGGCCGGAUGGGGGCAUCGCGCCCGCUACCACUCACACCCUUGUUUUCCUUUCCUGCCAGGUCUUUGCUGCGAAAGUUCUCAACCUUGUCCUGCCAAACAUGUCCCUGGGCCCAAUCGACUCCAGCAUGCUCUCUCGGAAUAAGACGGAGGUCGACAUUUAUAAUGCGGACCCCCUCAUCUGCCGGGCGGGACUGAAGGUGUGCUUCGGCAACCAGCUGCUCAAUGCCGUCACGCGGGUGGAACGGGCCCUCCCCAAGCUGACCUUGCCCUUCCUGCUGCUCCAGGGCUCUGCCGACCGCCUUUGUGACAGCAAAGGGGCCUACCUGGUCAUGGAGUCCUCCAAGAGCCAGGACAAAACACUCAAGAUUUACGAAGGUGCCUACCACGUUCUCCACAAAGAGCUUCCAGAAGUAACCAACUCCGUCUUCCACGAAAUAAACAUGUGGGUCUCCCAAAGGACAGCAGCCGCGGGAAAGCAGUCCCCGCUCUGAGCGAACUGGCUGCGUGACCUGCCCACAGCCGGUGGGUCGGGGAAGUGGGCAGAGGAAGGGCAGAAGCUGGCUUGUCAGAUGUGGCUUGCAGGGGGCAGGGGUGGGGAUCACAAAUCGGAGGGAUCCCUGGCACAAUUUACUUUAAAACAAGACAUCCUUCUCAUAUAUCAGGCUGUCUGUCACUGGAUCUACAUUAAGGGAUAGACACUUCAUGCACAGAGAAGGGCCACAGGCAAGUUUCCCAGGGAGAGAAUGUGCUCAAAUGUUCUUAAAACCAAGCGGAGCCUCUGCCCUGCCUCUCCCAGCCCCCACAAGGUUCCCAGGAAUCCCUGGUGUUCCCCGGACACCUGACCGCAAUAAUCAGAGUCUCCCCUCCUGCCCUCUCCUCCAGCCCCCACCCCAAGACCGUCCCCAGCUGGCCUCGCUCUGUGGCCUUUCUCUGGCCGUGGGACAAGGUGGCAGGCGUCACCUCCCCGGGCAGUCUCACGUGCCCCCCGAGGCCCAGACAAUGCCCAGGACUUCCUUGACAUGAGGAGUCACCCAUGACCCAUGUCAGCUCCUCAUCAGCCUGGAGCUGGGCUUUGGGAUGGGAGGAAGCUUGGCCUGGAAAGAGAACUUGGUCAGGAAUCCCCUCCUUCCUGCCAGGGAGCCUGGUGGGCGCCCGCUGAGUGCUUUACAUAUUCGGAGGCCGCCUUCCCUCACGUGACUAAUUUGACCUGACACUCAGAGAGGGAGCGUAUUCAAGAUGAAGCAUCUAAUAUAUACUGUAUAUUCUAAAGCAGAGACUCUUUG
Molecule: messenger RNA, 1914 nt
Organism: Panthera uncia (snow leopard)
Lineage: Eukaryota; Metazoa; Chordata; Mammalia; Carnivora; Felidae
Gene: MGLL
Product: monoglyceride lipase
Exons: 7
Coding region: 70-1122 (350 amino acids)
Cellular component (GO): membrane
Molecular function (GO): lipase activity
Source: RefSeq, a predicted model, not a curated record